Hippocampus comes (tiger tail seahorse) is the source of this 1000-nucleotide messenger RNA. RefSeq names its product serine/threonine-protein kinase pim-2-like. Gene Ontology annotation, molecular function: ATP binding; protein serine/threonine kinase activity. The record is from RefSeq and is a predicted model, not a curated record. Gene Ontology annotation, biological process: regulation of mitotic cell cycle; protein autophosphorylation; negative regulation of apoptotic process. Bases 1 to 960 code for a protein of 319 amino acids. The transcript is spliced from 7 exons. Gene Ontology annotation, cellular component: cytoplasm. Lineage: Eukaryota; Metazoa; Chordata; Actinopteri; Syngnathiformes; Syngnathidae.
AUGAACGUGGACAAGUUUCACCCGUUUCCAUUUCUGCCCACCAACAUCCACCCCGCUCUGCUGCCCAAGCGGCCCACCAAGAGGAAAUCCAGCACGAAAGCAGAAGCCCAAAAGCAAACCAGGCAGCCUGUCAAGAACGUCAUCCAGAAAGCCGCCACCCUCCCGGCCUGUCCCUGCUGUCCGCCCGCCUUGCAACAGACUGACACCACCCGAACGUUAUUUGUGCAGAAGUAUCAGCAGUUGGAGAAGCUCGGCGAAGGAGGCUUCGGAUCGGUGUUCGCCGGCUACCGGAAAAGUGACUAUUUCCCAGUGGCCAUCAAAUACAUCCCCAUAGAAAAAGUGGAGAGCGUUUUUUUGUAUAUCAACGGAAAAGUCCAGAAGGUUCCCUUAGAAGCGUGGCUCAUGCUGCAAGCGUCCUCGUUAAAGAACGCUGACGGCUCCUCCGCAGUCGUCCUGUUGUUGGACACGUAUGACCUGGAGAAAGAGUUGGUUCUGGUCAUGGAGAGGCCGGUACCUUCCGUGGACCUCUUCACAUUCAGAACCAAAUACAAGCUCGGUCCGUUAGAGGAAUAUGAAGCGAAGAACAUCAUGAAGCAGCUGGUGGACGCAGCCAUCAAAAUGCACGCCGUCAACGUCUUCCAUCGGGACCUGAAGCAGAAGAACAUCCUGUUGGAGGCCACCUUCAGUCUCCCCCGAGUGCGCCUCAUAGACUUCGGCUGCAGCUGCUUUGUCAAUGAAGAACCAUAUCGAGAAUAUGCCGGAACCUUACGCUACGCCCCUCCAGAAUACGUCUUCAAGCGGCCGUAUAAGGCUGGGCCGGCCACCGUUUGGCAACUGGGUGCGCUGCUCUUCGAAUUGCUGGACGGAACCGAACAUUUUGACACACUUAUGUUCCUUUUUAAGGGCCUCACGUUGAACCGGGUACUGUCUCAAGGUAAAAGCUAUUUCUGCAGCUCUUAAUAGACCUUUUAAUGUUUCAUUGUAAAUUGUUUCAAACGGG